CAAAAAGACAAUGAUAGGACCACAACUAAACUAAACCCCUUUCACUCUCUCUCCAUCUUCUUGCAAAACCCUUGUUUUUCACUCUCCAAUUUCUCUCAUUUCAUCCAAAUUCAUCCCAUGAGUGAACCGGCGACCCCUCCACCGACCAUCGGAAAGAUGGGUCCGUACACCGUCUUCAUUACCCAUCCGUCCGAUCCUUCUGAUCCGCCGGUUCAAUCGCCGCCGGUUCUAUCUUCUCAUCCGGUUCAGCCUCCUCCGGUCCAGUACCCGAAGUCUACUUCACCCAAAUCCGGGUUUAUAUGGGAUGCUGUUGCGAAAGUACAGAAGGCACAUUCAAGUUUGGACGAGUAUGUAGCACAUUGGUUUGGGUUGAAUCAAUCAAAAUAUCAGUGGGCUCUCGACGAUUACUAUGAAAGCAAGGGAUCGCUGCAGGACAAAGUUGACGCACAGGUGACACAUGCAGCCCCGAAAGCUCAAAGGGUGUAACAUAUGCUUAGUUGGCAGGAUGGGAUUUGGUUGAGAAAGAACACCUUCAUAAUGUCUUUUUGAGCAUGCUAUGUCUAUAAGAUGACUUGGUUCUUGGGUGGAUCUGAUUGGAUCAGUCUACAUGAUUAUUGGGACUUGACCGUGAACAUUUUGGUGCACGGUUGGACUGUUAUUUAGUAGCGAGUAUGAUUCAUGUAGUUUGAUCCGUUUAUGGUCUUUUUAAUCACUCACCGGUAAUCAUAUAUUUGGCAUGAAGUGUAAUGUGUUUGUUGUUGAGUUUAUGCUUGCAUUUUGUUUUAAAA
Molecule: messenger RNA, 788 nt
Organism: Helianthus annuus (common sunflower)
Lineage: Eukaryota; Viridiplantae; Streptophyta; Magnoliopsida; Asterales; Asteraceae
Exons: 4
Coding region: 118-486 (122 amino acids)
Source: RefSeq, a predicted model, not a curated record